Messenger RNA from Phycomyces blakesleeanus NRRL 1555(-), 2282 nucleotides. Its product is annotated as carbohydrate-binding module family 21 protein. The record is from RefSeq and is a predicted model, not a curated record. NCBI's taxonomy places the organism in Eukaryota, Fungi, Mucoromycota, Mucoromycetes, Mucorales, Phycomycetaceae. Gene Ontology annotation, cellular component: protein phosphatase type 1 complex. Gene Ontology annotation, molecular function: protein phosphatase 1 binding. The transcript has a single exon. Bases 140 to 1660 code for a protein of 506 amino acids.
UUUUUUUCAAUCCUUUUUUUUCUUUCUUCUUUUCCCUCUUUAUUUCGAUCACUCAAUACUUCUUUACUUUUAUACUUCUUUACUUACUCAUUUAAUCAAAUUGAUUAAUUAAUUGAUUAAUUGAUCGAUCAACCCAUUGAUGAUGUCCUUCUCUACAUUUCCUCGUCACGAAUCAUUCGGACCAUCUACUUGGAGUAGGUCGGUUGUCUUGAACAAGAAACCUUCCAUAUUCGCACACGAAGAGCGUGAACCAUCACAUCUACCUGCUCCUCAACAACAACCAGCAGCCAAAAAGAAUAUCAGUAAUCCCUCGAACCAAAAACCAUUGCAUAUCAACCUCUCCCAACUCACAACCUCUCCAUCCCUCAAAUCUUCUCUCCGGUCUCACUCUGCACCAACCACACCAACCGGCUCCAAAACCGUAAAAUUCAACCCAGUCCAUCUCGAGCGCAUCUGUCUCUUCCGCAAGACCCAGACACCAAGUGCACUCUUGCAGGACAACCAAGGCCGUCGUCAUCCAGAAGACCCCCCGUCCUUCCGAGUCGGCUACCUCAACUUCCCUCCAAGAGAAACCACUGACCGGUCCAAGAACAUCCUGGUCGAAAAGAAAUUCAUAGUCGAGGAUAACGCUGUCAAGGGCCGUGUCCAGGUCCGUAAUCUGGCAUACCACAAGUCUGUCUCUAUCAGAUACACAUUCGACUGCUGGCAGACAUCCCAUGACAUCGAUGCUGUCUACAAAGAUUCUCAAAACACACAAAGCAUUUAUGACACCUUUUGCUUCACAAUCCCGCUUGUCAAUCUCGCAGAUCGUGGUCAGGUGCGCGCCACCAUAGACUUUGCAAUCCGGUACCAUGUGAACGGCCAGGAGUUCUGGGACAAUAACGACGGCAAGAACUAUGGAAUCCAGAUCCUUGCUGAUCCAAUAGAAAGCACAUACCACAGCCAGACCUAUGGCCGUGUUACUGAUGUCGAUAAUCCUGAUAACCAUAACCAUAACCAUAAAAAUGAUGAUGAUGAUGAUGUUGAUGAUGAUGAUGAUUUGAAGAUUGAUACUCCCCAGCGUCCUAACCACAAAGGACUUGGAAAUCGCUAUAGCUUUGGUCUUUCUCUCUCACAAGCCAAAAAGGUGGUUUCACCAGCAUCUGAGACCAUUCCGCCCGUACCAUCGGUUCCUAUCAAACCAUCCGUCCGUGUCACAAAGGAAGCCAAGCCGACAAUGCUAGUACAACCACGACCAAAGAAGCCAGAAAUGUCUGGUCUAACUACAUCUGCAAUCAUCAGUGGUGACAAUAACAGUAGAAACAACAACAACAUCAACAGUAAUAUUGGUCUAUCAGCUCGACCAACCAAUUCCUCCAAUUCUCCUUCCAAUUCCACAUCCCAAUCUCCAUCUCCAUCUACAUAUGCACAUAUCUCACCCGCCAAAAGUCCUGUUGUUUCUUCUCCUAUUCCUAUCAAUGGUGCUUCGGCUGUUCGACACAAUCUUUUCGAGUCUUAUUACCACUCUGCUCCUUCUAGCCCGACAUUUGCAUGCCAACCCCGCCAUGCCUACAUCCAGAGCACGCCUGACUUGGACUCAGAGUCUUAUUUGGACCUAGUAAACAAAUAUUGUUUCUAUGGCACCAAUUCAGCACACACUCCAAUGCCCAUCAACAGCUAAAAAAAAAAAAAAAAGACACAAUACACCGAAAUACCUCUCAUUUAUUAUCUUCAUUUAUUAUCUUCAUUACUAUCAUUCAUUUACCAUCCUUGUUCUUUUCUUUUCUUCCUUACUCUAGCAUCACCUCUUCCUCCCUAUCUCUCUAUACAUAUUUCCUCUUCAUUCUUGCUCUUUUAUUUUCUGUUUCACUUUACAUCUAUUUAUUUAUCUGUUUGUCUUUCUUUUUUUAUAUGAUAUAUCAAAAUGUUACUCUUUUAGACUUUUCACAACUGUGUAGUACCAACCCCAACCUUUCCUCUUUAAAUGGGCUAUGUUCUUUCUAUUUGAAGGUAACAAUGGCUUUUAAUCCCACACUACACAAGCAAAACAAAAAAGUAUAUAUAUAUAUAUAUAUAUUUUAAAUGUAUGUAUAUGUACACACACAAGCACAAACACAAAACACAAAACACAAAACACAAAAAAUAAACAAACAAACAAACAAAUAAAUAAAUAAAAUCGCACAUUUUGUUUCAACUUUUUUCUUCUUCUCUAAAAUAUUUAUAUUUAUAUAUAUAUAUAUUUAAUGUACGUGUGAUUGUAGUGUGUGUAAUAUAAAUAAAUUAUACCAAGAUAAAUUAACAAC